Molecule: messenger RNA, 2649 nt
Organism: Morus notabilis
Lineage: Eukaryota; Viridiplantae; Streptophyta; Magnoliopsida; Rosales; Moraceae
Product: leucine-rich repeat extensin-like protein 5
Exons: 9
Coding region: 154-2448 (764 amino acids)
Biological process (GO): regulation of mRNA splicing, via spliceosome
Cellular component (GO): nucleus
Molecular function (GO): mRNA binding
Source: RefSeq, a predicted model, not a curated record
CCUUCGUUCCAUCGGAGUUGAGUCGAAAGGCGGCGUUUGUUCGUUCCUUCCUUCCUUUCUUUCUCCGCCAUGGACCUCAAAACCCAGGUGAAUGAAGAAUAGGAUUAGUUUCAAGGUUGAACUAGAUCUGCAGUUGAACAUCAGUGCGGUAAGAUGUCCGGAACAACUAUUUCGUCGACAGCAUCAGGUAGCGGCCAAAAAGUUCCUAAGUUUGCUGCAAAGGCGGGAUUUGUCAUACCAAAAAACAAGUUGUCUGGUUCAUUGGUGCCCAUAUUCCGAGGAGGGAAAAAGCUCGGAGCCAAUGGUAUGCUUGAUGAUGAAAGUACCAAACAGGAUCCAAGGAAAACAAAAUGGGGCCCUGAUCUGACACAGGAUGCUGCUGUUAAGAGAGGAAGAGCCUUAGCUUAUCAGACUCGUGUGGAUCAAAUUACACAACAACUCAAAUCUGGAAUAUCAAUGAUUGAGGAUGGUGGUGAUCUAGCACUAGGUUCUGAAAGUCCAGAUCGUGAAUCACCCGGAUGUCAAAUUGAUAGUGAGAAGGCAGAAGAAUUGGAACUCGAAAAGCGAGAAGUGAUUGGUGAAAUACUGAAACUCAAUCCAAGUUACGACGUCCCUUCUGAUUAUAAACCGUUGCUGAAAGAGGCCAAAGUCUCCAUACCUGUCAAACAGUAUCCUGGAUAUAAUUUUGUUGGACUAGUUUUUGGACCUGGAGGUGAUAAUCAAAAGCGACUAGAAAAGGAAACUGGAGCUAAGAUUCAAGUCUAUGGAAUGAAAGUAGAGGGUGGACAGAAGGUUGAAAUAAAACCAUCUGAUGGGAAUCAAAUCCACAGUCCUUAUGAAGACUUAUAUGUCCAUAUAUCAGCCGACAUAUUUGAGAAAGUAGAUGCAGCGGUGUCUGUCAUUGAGCUGUUAAUCACCUCAGUAUCAGGAAAUCUUGCUCCCGCUUCCACAUCCUCCAAUUCAGCUUCUGAGGAUGAUGUAAACGUUCAGUUGGGCCAGGAUGUUGCCACUAAUGACUUGGGUCAUAGCUAUGCGAUACAACCAGUGCACGGACCUAGACUUGUUCUUCCACAAGGACAGUUUCAGUCUCCUGGUCAAUGGCUUCCAUCGGGCCCCCUGAACACCGCAUUGCAUCCACCUUCCAGCUUUAUUCCUUCGCCAAAUUCUUCUGCAACACCUGUCAACAAUCCUGCCCAUAUGUCAACUCCAACUUUUAGACCUUCAAACAUGUAUUCUCUGUUUGGCCCUCCGCCACUUCCUACUGGGUGCAACUCACUUCCCCAAAACCAAUCUCUUGUAUCCCCUAGACUGCAGCCACCUGGACAAUAUCCGCAGCAUCCGUACAUGGCUCAGACAACUCGAAAUCCUUCUCCAAUAGCUCCCCAGCUUCCCCCAGUUCAAGCUCAUAAUAUUUCAGCUCCACUUCCAUCUACUGGAAGUCAACUACCACCUAUGGGAAUCACCGGGCCGUCGAUGACUUCACUACCUCAACCUGUUUCUAGUCUUCCACCAGGGUCACUACCUGUGAAUACUCCACUUUCUGCAGGCUUUAUUAACAUGACACAGAUGACUCCGAGAAUGGUUCCUACCAAUGGGAUUUAUCCUGCAGUUCCACCUUUAAAUAUAUCAACAGCCAUUUCAGUUUCACCUCUGAAUCCCCCUCCUACAUACCCAGGUUUUCCGUCUGUUCUUCAACCUCAAAUGGGGCCUACUCCUUCGUUGUCAGCUUCUAUAAGCUCGACACCAGUACCUGUGCCUGUAUUAGGUUCUGCACUGAAUCCUUCACCAGGAAUUUCUUCUGUUUCCGGAAGUGUGCGGAAUUUCGCUCCUGUUAUUACACCACCUUUGCCAACAGCUCCGGGUCCCGGCAACUUUACUUUUCAAGCUGGCCGACCUCAAAAUGCAGCCUUUCAGGCAGUUCCCUGGACGGGCAAUCAAUUUGGGACUCAGAGCGCUCCACAUUCAAUUUUGCAGCCUCCACCAUCACAGCAGCCAUUAUCUGUGUUUCGAAGGCCACAAGUUGGCAACAACAUGGGUCAACCUCAACCUCAGCCUCAUAUGUACAGAAAUCAGACAGGGAUUCUAGGUCCUGGUCUUCCAACAUUUCCGGAUGCAAGUGGCGUAGCACUGAGGAAUCAGAUCCUGCAAGUGGGGCCAAGGAACUUCAGCCCAACUACCCAAAUGCCUGGUUAUCCAGGUGCUCUGCCCUCUAGGCCAGGAAGUCUUGUUCCGCUUCAGAACUAUCCUGUUCCGCUUCAGAACUAUCCUGUUCAGAGGAUGCGGUCAGAAACUCCACUUGCUCAAAAUCGUCAGCUCAACCACAAUCUCUCCUUUACUUCUGGCAGGUCAGCUUCUACUCCUGGAGAGCAGCAACUUUAUGAUCCGUUCUCGCCCACUUCCAUUUCUAUUGCAUCCCAGCAGCUGCAGGGAGGGAUUCCGAGAAGGUGAAGAAACACAGAAAACAAUCUGUAGUACUGGAUUCAGGGCCUUGUUGAAGGGAAAAUCAGGUCUUGCUUGAGACUUGUUAUAUUACCUAUGAAAUCGGAUUCUUAUCAUGUCACUUCAGUAAAUUUUUAUAUUUGGAAGUAACUACUGAUAGAAAUGUAAGCAUUGAAAAUUCAUCUAUAUAUAUAUAUAUAUAUUUGCUUC